Messenger RNA from Neurospora tetrasperma FGSC 2508, 588 nucleotides. RefSeq lists its product as uncharacterized. Gene Ontology annotation, cellular component: multivesicular body; ESCRT III complex. The transcript has 3 exons. The annotation marks the transcript as partial. The record is from RefSeq and is a predicted model, not a curated record. Gene Ontology annotation, biological process: vesicle budding from membrane; late endosome to vacuole transport via multivesicular body sorting pathway. NCBI's taxonomy places the organism in Eukaryota, Fungi, Ascomycota, Sordariomycetes, Sordariales, Sordariaceae.
AUGGGCAACUCGCCAAGCCGCGUCACGGCGCAAGACAAAGCAAUCCUCGACCUAAAAACCCAGCGCGACAAGCUUCACCAAUACCAGCGCAAAAUCACCGUCCUCACCGACCGAGAAACUGCCAUCGCGCGCCAGAUGUUGGCCAAGGGGGACAAGCAGCGGGCGCUCCUCGCUCUCCGACGCAAAAAGUACCAGGAAACUUUGCUCCAAAAAACCGAUGCGCAACUGGAGCAACUGGAAAAACUAACCUCAAGCGUGGAGUUUGCGCUAAUACAAAAAGACGUAUUUUUUGGUCUGCAACAGGGGACGAAAGUGUUGAAAGAGAUACACGCCGAGAUGGGAGGGUUGGAGCACGUCGAGAAGAUGAUGGGGGAGACGGCAGAGGAGAUUGCUUAUCAACAGGAAGUAAGCGAAAUGUUAGGAGGUCGCAUCUCCAACCAGGACGAAGACGAAGUCGAAGAAGAGUUGGCAGCUUUGGAGGCCGAGGUGGCUGCGAAGAACCAACCGGUGCCCGUACAGCCAGUACCACAAGUGCCGCUACCAAAUGUUCCCGAUACCGAGUUAUCGUCACCGUCGAGAGCGGAAGAA